This is a messenger RNA of Leptonychotes weddellii (Weddell seal), 3678 nucleotides long. RefSeq names its product SECIS binding protein 2 like (gene SECISBP2L). The record is from RefSeq and is a predicted model, not a curated record. NCBI's taxonomy places the organism in Eukaryota, Metazoa, Chordata, Mammalia, Carnivora, Phocidae. Gene Ontology annotation, molecular function: selenocysteine insertion sequence binding; ribonucleoprotein complex binding; mRNA 3'-UTR binding. Gene Ontology annotation, cellular component: ribonucleoprotein complex; mitochondrion.
UCCACUACUGCUGCCGCCUAUUUGGGCCCUCCUCGGCUUCCGUCCCAGAUGAUCCCUCCCCGAGACUGCCACCGCCUCCUCCUUCUCCCAGGGCUGGAGCCACCCCCUCGGCCAGUGGCGUAGCCGGACUCUGUGUCGGGGCCAGCCAGAUAGGGGCGGAGGUCCUGAGCCCUGUCUCGACUCGAGCGGGGGGCCAUGGAGAAAGCGGCCCGAGGCGCUUUCCACACCGACUAACGCAGGCCCGUUGCGGCUGCAGGCGCCAUGGACCGAGCCCCCACUGACCAGAAUGUCAAGCUCUCAGCUGAGGUAGAGCCAUUUAUUCCCCAGAAGAAGAAUCCUGAUACAUUUAUGAUCCCGAUGGCACUCCCAAAUGAUAAUGGAAAUGUUUCUGGUGUAGAACCAACUCCAAUUCCCAGCUACCUGAUUACUUGUUAUCCAUUUGUGCAGGAAAACCAGUCCAAUAGACAAUUUCCGUUAUAUAACAAUGAUAUACGAUGGCAACAGCCCAAUCCAAACCCUGCUGGACCAUACCUUGCCUACCCCAUCAUAUCUGCUCAGCCACCUGUUUCUACAGAGUAUACAUAUUAUCAGCUGAUGCCAGCACCAUGUGCCCAAGUUAUGGGAUUCUAUCAUCCUUUUCCUACACCUUACUCCAACACCUUUCAGGCUGCAAAUACCGUAAAUACUAUAACCACAGAGUGCACUGAGCGUCCAAAUCAGCUUGGGCAGGUCUUCCCAUUGUCCAGUCAUCGAAGCAGAAACAGUAACAGAGGACCAGUUGUACCAAAACAACAGCUUUUACAACAGCACAUAAAAAGCAAAAGGCCACUGGUGAAAAAUGUAGCUACUCAGAAAGAGACAAAUGCAGCAGGUCCUGAUAAUCGAUCAAAAAUUGUGCUUCUGGUAGAUGCUUCACAGCAAACUGAUUUCCCAUCAGAUAUUGCUAACAAAUCUCUCUCGGAGAGCUCUGCCACAAUGCUCUGGAAGUCCAAAGGCAGGAGGAGAAGAGCGUCCCACCCUACUGCUGAAUCCUCUAGUGAGCAGGGGGCUAGUGAAGCCGACAUUGACAGUGAUAGUGGCUACUGCAGUCCCAAACACAGCAACAACCAGCCUGCAGCAGGGGCUUUGAGAAAUCCCGAUUCUAGCACCAUGAAUCAUGUGGAAUCAUCUAUAUGUACAGGUAGUGUAAAUUGGUCCAAUGUAACUUGCCAGGCAACUCAGAAAAAACCUUGGAUGGAAAAAAAUCAGACGUUUUCUAGAGGUGGAAGGCAGACUGAACAAAGAAAUAAUUCACAGGUUGGAUUCAGAUGCCGAGGACAUAGUACUUCUUCAGAAAGAAGACAGAAUUUGCAAAAGAGACAAGAUAAUAAGCAAUUAAAUGCCAGUCAGUCUCAUAGAGGCGACUCAAAUUCUGAGUCUUUAUAUUUUGAGGAUGAAGAUGGAUUUCAAGAACUAAAUGAGAAUGGAAAUGCUAAAGAUGAGACUAUUCAACAGAAACUUUCUUCAAAAGUAUUGGAUGAUUUACCUGAAAACUCACCAAUCAAUAUAGUUCAGACUCCAAUUCCCAUUACCACCUCAGUUCCUAAACGUGCAAAAAGUCAGAAGAAGAAAGCUUUAGCAGCGGCCCUUGCCACAGCUCAAGAAUAUUCAGAAAUAAGUAUGGAGCAAAAAAAACUACAGGAAGCUUUAUCAAAGGCAGCUGGAAAAAAAAAUAAAACCCCUGUGCAGCUAGAUUUGGGGGAUAUGUUAGCAGCUCUGGAAAAACAACAACAAGCGAUGAAAGCACGGCAGAUUACUAAUACCAGACCUCUGGCAUAUACAGUGGUUACUGCAGCUUCUUUUCACACUAAAGACUCUACUAACAGAAAACCUUUAACCAGAAGUCAGCCCUGUUUGACAUCCUUUAGUUCUUUGGACAUUACUUCCUCUAAAGCAAAGAAAGGAAAAGAGAAGGAAAUUGCAAAACUAAAACGGCCCACAGCACUUAAAAAGGUUAUUUUGAAAGAAAGAGAGGAAAAGAAGGGCCGUUUAACUGUGGACCACAACCUUUUGGGAUCUGAGGAACCAGUAGAAAUGCACUUAGAUUUUAUUGAUGAUUUGCCACAGGAGACUGUUUCCCAAGAAGAUGCUGGACUGAGCAUGCCCAGUGAUACUUCACUUUCUCCAGCAAGUCAGAACUCUCCAUACUGUAUGACACCUGUGUCACAAGGCUCUCCGGCUAGUUCUGGGAUAGGCAGUCCGAUGGCAUCUUCAACAAUAACCAAAAUCCACAGCAAAAGAUUUAGAGAGUAUUGUAAUCAGGUUCUUUGUAAAGAGAUUGAUGAAUGUGUGACUCUUCUUCUUCAAGAGCUUGUCAGUUUUCAGGAACGCAUCUACCAAAAAGAUCCUGUGAGAGCAAAAGCAAGGAGACGGCUGGUUAUGGGCCUAAGGGAGGUUACUAAACAUAUGAAGUUAAAUAAGAUCAAGUGUGUUAUAAUUUCUCCAAACUGUGAAAAAAUCCAGUCAAAAGGUGGCCUGGAUGAGGCUCUCUAUAAUGUUAUAGCCAUGGCACGGGAACAAGAAAUUCCUUUUGUGUUUGCCCUUGGAAGAAAAGCUCUAGGACGCUGUGUGAACAAGCUGGUUCCUGUUAGCGUAGUGGGAAUCUUCAACUACUUUGGUGCUGAGAGCCUGUUUAAUCAGUUGGUAGAGCUCACUGAGGAAGCCAGGAAAGCAUAUAAAGAGAUGGUUGCAGCAAUGGAACAAGAGCAGGCGGAGGAAGCCUUGAAGAACGUGAAAAAGGCGCCACACCACAUGGGGCACUCUCGGAACCCCUCUGCGGCAAGCGCCAUUUCUUUCUGCAGUGUCAUUUCUGAACCCAUUUCUGAAGUAAAUGAAAAGGAAUAUGAAACAAAUUGGAGAAACAUGGUGGAAACCUCAGAUGGGCUGGAAACAUCAGAAAAUGAGAGAGAGGUUUCCAGUAAGCAUAGCACAUCUGAAAAGCCCAGGAAACUUCUGUCUGAUGCAGCCCCUGUUGGUAAGCAGCCAUCAUUACUGGCUGCAAGCAGUACUACCUCAGCUGCAAACCCUGGGAGAUCAACAGUGAGCGAUAAAGAGGAAGUGAAGCCCGAUGACCUGGAAUGGGCCUCCCAGCAGAGUACAGAGACUGGUUCUUUGGAUGGCAGUUGCCGAGAUCUCUUAAAUUCCUCCAUCACCAGCACCACCAGCACUCUUGUCCCUGGCAUGCUCGAAGAAGAGGAUGAUGAAGAUGAGGAAGAGGAGGAAGAUUAUACUCAUGAACCCAUAUCUGUAGAAGUACAGCUCAAUAGUAGAAUUGAGUCGUGGGUCUCUGAGACCCAGAGAACAAUGGAGACUCUUCAGCUUGGAAAAACCCUUAAUGGUUCUGAGGAAGACCAUGCAGAGCAGAGUGGAGAAGAGGAGGCAGAAGCGCCUGAAGUGCUAGAACCAGGGAUAGAUGGGGAGGCCUGGACUACUGACCACCAAGCAAGUCAGGAGCAGCAGAAGCCUAGCAGCUGCAGCUCGCUGAACAACGAGCCCUCUGAUCUUAGUUAUCCGCCCCCAGGUCUGUAACUCAGGAAAUGUCCACUGUCUGUCUCCAACUGUGUAAGGGUUGCAGCCAUUCUCUUUUAUGCUUCAUCUCAACGUUUUGCAUUGUCCAGUAUUUAAUAUGUAUAUUUAAUU